UUAACUAAAAACUAAAAAGAUUAAAGCGCUGACGUGGCACUGCAUCAUGCUUGUAGGCGGGACUUGAAUACUGUUGUCAACAUCCCAAUGUAAGAUUUUCACCAAAAUGGCUGAUCACCGAGAAGAUGGUCAGGAUGACCCUGAGAGUGAGGAAGAGGCGUACGAGGUGGUGGACCUGACUGAGUAUGCCAGGCAGCACCAGUGGUGGAGCAGAGUGUUCGGGAACAACUCUGGCCCUAUUGCUGAGAAGUACUCUGUGGCAACGCAGAUCAUGAUGGGAGGUGUGACCGGAUGGUGUGCGGGCUACCUGUUCCAGAGAGUAGGGAAAAUAGCUGCAACAGCUGCAGGUGGAGGAUUUUUAUUGUUACAGAUCGCCAAUCACAGUGGGUACGUCCAGGUGGAUUGGAAGAAGGUGGAGAAAGAUGUCAACAAGGCCAAGAAGCAUCUGAAGAAAAAAGCCACAAAAGCAGCCCCUGAAAUAAACUCCUUCAUUGAGGAGGUAAAGGCCACUGAGUUUGUGAAGAGGAACAUUGUCUUAUCCAGUGGGUUUGUAGGUGGAUUUCUCCUGGGCCUGGCCUCCUAAAGACACAACAUUCCCCAGGUCCACCCCUUGAUAACCAAGGAGUCCAUCACCACACAAAGCUGUCCUUACUGUGAAGUGUCGCCAUAGAGAAUGUUGUUGUUACGCUGCAUCCCUGUUCUCUUAGCUUUGGGUACCUCUCCCACCCUCCUGUAAAUGUGUAAAGAAAAAAGACAUAUGUAAUGGGAGAGGGGUGCACAAACAUUCUAGGGAAGAUGAUUGGGAUGCAGGGAUUCUAAUGUGUUUACUGUGAAUACUCCAUUUCCCAGCAUGCUCGUCGCAUUUUUGGGUCUCCCUCCUUGAUUGUAUGUCUUUUAUGGAUACUGAUCUGUUGAUUUGGUCUGGAUAUGUACAUGUUAAGCAGAUCCUUAGACAUGUAUGGAGGAAUCUCCAGGGAGAGACAGUGGUAUACAUAUAUCACUAGAUCAUAAACUCACAACCUCCUACGCCAAAAUGUAUGUUAUACAUAUACACUACAACAUUUAAAAUAGUAUUUCUCUAGCCAUUGAAACACUAAAAACCCUUUGUUGCUCUCCAAGAACUGGUAUAGGGAGGUCAGUCUGUUCCUAUAUAACAGGUCUAGUAUGCACUAUAUUAUAGUACAGUACUCUACUAUAGUACUGUACUAUAUUAAAACAGGCCUAGACCUUCUGCAACACAAUCACCAUGAGCUGUUCACCAAAACCUGGUUCCAGACCUGUUGUUAAUGACAUAAUGCCAUGACCAUGUUUGUUUUUCAUAGAUGUAUCAGUGUAGCAGUAGGACAUAGGCAAAGCUGCCAGGUCAUGGGUACCCUAUAUUAUACUGUAAUGUUUACAUUAGAUAUAUUUUUGAGUGGUGAAGUGGUGUUGAGUUUUCCAGUUGCUUCUUGUCUCGCCUUUAUUUAAUGGUGCCAUAUUUAACAUAGUUUCCUUAAGGUGGAUUGUUUUGUUUCUUUAAAACCCUAACUUCUGCUUGUUACCUUUUUUUAACUUGGGUUUAGUCAAAACCAAGCUUAAUUGUAAGGUUUUUCUGUUGUAACAUGUUUCACAUUUUUUAAUAAAAUUGCCUGAAUUUUGA
Molecule: messenger RNA, 1639 nt
Organism: Osmerus eperlanus (European smelt)
Lineage: Eukaryota; Metazoa; Chordata; Actinopteri; Osmeriformes; Osmeridae
Product: FUN14 domain-containing protein 1
Exons: 5
Coding region: 107-583 (158 amino acids)
Biological process (GO): autophagy of mitochondrion
Cellular component (GO): mitochondrial outer membrane
Source: RefSeq, a predicted model, not a curated record